CAAAUAAAAAAUAACGUAAUGGCCAUCAUCACAUCAUCAGAAAACACGUGCUCUUAUAGGAAAAUAAAUUAUGAUUUUUAAAUUUUAAAUUUAUUUUAUAAAUUUAUACGCGGAUUUAAAUAAAUAAAUAAAUAAAUAAAUAAAUAAAUAAAUGAAUAUAUAUAAAAAUGCCUGAAACAAUGAGUGAUGAUAUAAAUAGUGUAAAAAUGCCCGAAAGUAAAAUAUUUAUAAAAAAUCGUGCUCUAGGUUAUUUAAGUAAUCAUAUACCACUUGUAACACGUUACAUUAAACGAAGAAAGGAUAAUUUGAUAGUAACUUGUGUGGGAAAAAGUUUUCAUACGUACAGUUGUUCGCAUUUGAGUCUUUUGACAGUAUCUGGUAGUCAUCCAGGUGAUAUAACAUGUUUGGCUGGUGAUACAUAUCACGUGUAUACUGCCAGCGAGGGUAAUAUUUAUGCCUGGCGUAGAGGGACUGAACUCAAGCAUACCUAUGCUAAACAUAAUCAUCAUGUUCAUGCAUUAUUGCCAUUUGGACCAAAUUUAAUUUCCGUUGAUGAUGAAAGUAUUUUAAAAGUAUGGGACAUAAAAACAGAGCAACUUGAAUUAGAGUUGAAUUUUAGUAAUAAUGUAUUUAAAAUAACAACAAUAAUGCAUCCAAAUACUUAUAUAAAUAAAAUACUGUUGGGUAGUGAGCAGGUUAAUUUGCAGUUAUGGAAUAUCAGGACAUCAAAAAUGAUGUCGGACACUCGGUAGUUUUUGUAAUUAAAUAAUUAAACUGGUAAAU
Microplitis mediator is the source of this 783-nucleotide messenger RNA. Its product is annotated as WD repeat-containing protein 36-like. Gene Ontology annotation, biological process: rRNA processing. Gene Ontology annotation, cellular component: small-subunit processome; Pwp2p-containing subcomplex of 90S preribosome. The transcript has 2 exons. The record is from RefSeq and is a predicted model, not a curated record. Bases 168 to 752 code for a protein of 194 amino acids. Lineage: Eukaryota; Metazoa; Arthropoda; Insecta; Hymenoptera; Braconidae. Gene Ontology annotation, molecular function: protein binding.